GGAGGGUCCCGGGUUCGAGCCAGAGUCCCGGGCAAGGGUGAGCCAGGCCAGGGCGGAAGGGGCGCGCCCGGGAGGUGAUCAGAAAGGAUGCGCCUGGCGGGUCAUCAAGGAGCAGGCGCGGGGACUGGCGGCGCUUGGCAGGAGGUGGACUGGAGCACCCGCCGCCUCGGGACUGGUCCGGUGCCCGGUCUGUGCUGAAUGUGUAACAUGCAGGACUGCGUUGAAACGUCGCAACCAUCUUUUGAUGGCCUUGCUCUCAGCACCGCCAUUUUCCAGAUGGGGAAACUGAGGCCCAGAGUGGCUAAGUGACUUGCUUGACAGGGAGCUCCUGGACUCAUCCCCAGGUCUGUCUGACUACACCUACCUGCCUGAGGGAGCUGAGCCAGCUGUCAGAAGCAUGCCUCUGUGCCAGGGGCGGGCCACCAGGGGCAGCAAGCCUGAUGAGGAUGGAGCUCAGCCCAUGGCUGCCCUGGGAGGGCUGAAGGUGCUUCUGCACUGGGCUGGCCCUGAUGGCGGAGAGCCCUGGGUCACCUUCAGUGAGGCCUCGCUGACGGCCGAAGACGUCUGCAUACAGAUUGCACACAAAAUUGGUAUCACUCCACCCUGCGUCAAUCUCUUCGCCCUCUUUGAUGCCCAGGCCCAAGUGUGGCUGCCCCCAAACCACAUCUUAGAGGUGUCUGGAGACCCAAGCCUGAUGCUGUAUUUCCGCAUAAGGUUUUAUUUCCGGAACUGGCAUGGCAUGAAUCCUCAGGAGCCGGCUGUGUACCGCUGUGGACCCCCAGGGGCUGAGGCUUCCUCAGAACAGGCAGAGCAUGGGGUGCAACUCCUGGACCCAGCUUCCUUUGAGUACCUCUUUGAGCAGGGCAAGCAUGAGUUUGUGAACGAUGUGGCAUCAUUGUGGGAGCUAUCGAGUGAAGAGGAGAUCCACCACUUUAAGAAUGAGAGCCUGGGCAUGGCCUUUCUGCACCUCUGCCACCUUGCUCUCCGCCACAAUGUCCCCCUGGCGCAGGUGGCCAAGGAGACCAGCUUCAAGGACUGCAUCCCGCGCUCCUUCCGACAGCAGAUCCAGCAGCAUAACGCGCUGACGCGGCUACGCCUGCGGAAUGUCUUCCGCAGGUUCCUGCGGGCCUUCCAGCCGGGCUGCCUCUCCCAGCAGGUCGUCAUGGUCAAGUACCUGGCCACACUGGAACGGCUGGCACCCCGCUUCUGCACGGAGCGUGUGCCUGUGUGCCACCUGGAGCUGCGGGCCCAGGCUGAGGGGGAGCCCUGCUACAUCCGGGACAGUGGGCAGGCCCCUCCAGCCCCCAGCCCUGAGGCUGCUGUGGGCCCCUCCACCCACGAGGUGCUAGUGACAGGCACUGGUGGCAUUCAGUGGCGGGCAGUGAAGGCAGAGGGUUCCAGUGCUUGCAGUGGCAGCAGCAGGAGUCCUCAAGCCACCCUGUCUGGGAAGAAAGCCAAGGCACACGAAGCAAGUGACCAGCCAGUGGACAGGCCACAGGAGCCGCCAUGGGCCUACUUCUGCGACUUCCAGGACAUCACCCACAUGGUGCUGAAAGAGUGCCACGUCAGCAUCCACCGGCAGGACAACAAGUGCCUGGAGCUGAGCCUGCCCUCCCGGGCCACAGCCCUGUCCUUCGUGGCGCUGGUGGAUGGCUAUUUCCGUCUGACGGCUGACUCCAGCCACUACCUGUGCCACGAGGUGGCCCCCCCACGGCUGGUGAUGAGCAUCCAGGAGGGUAUCCACGGGCCCCUGCUGGAGCCAUUUGUGCGGGCCAAGCUGCAGCUGGAGGAGGGUCUCUUCCUUAUCCACUGGAGCACCAGCCACCUCUACCGCCUCAUCCUCACGGUGGCCCAGCGUGAUCAGGCCCCCAGCGCAUGCAGCUGGCGCCUGCGCAAGUUCCCCAUCACACAGCAGGCGGGGACCUUCAUGCUGGAGGGCUGGGGCCGGGCCUUUGCCAGCAUGCACGAGCUGCGGGCCGCCUUGCAGGGCUGCUCCCUGCGGGCCGGGGACGACUGCUUCUCCCUGCGCCGCUGCUGCCUGCCACGGCCAGGAGAGAUCUCCAACCUCAUUGUCAUGCGGGGGCCUCGGACCAGCACCAGGCCACUGAACCUCAACCAGCUCAGCUUCCACCGCAUCCGCCAGGAGGAGAUCACCCAGCUGUCCCACCUGGGCCAAGGCACGAGGACCAAUGUGUACAAGGGCCUCCUGCGAGUUGAAGGCCCCGAGGAAGGCAAAGUGGAUGGUGAGGAAGCUGACAGAAGCCUUGGCCAGGACCUGAGAGUGGUGCUCAAAGUGCUGGACCCCGGUCACCACAACAUUGCCCUGGCCUUCUAUGAGACAGCCAGCCUCAUGAGCCAGGUCUCCCACGUGCACCUGGCCUUUGUGCAUGGCGUCUGCGUGCGCGGCUCUGACAACAUCAUGGUGACGGAGUACGUGGAACAUGGGCCCCUGGACGUGUGGCUGCGGCAACAGCGGGGCCAUUUGCCUAUGGCCUGGAAGGUGACAGUGGCCCAGCAGCUGGCCAGUGCCCUCAGCUACCUGGAGGACAAGAACUUGGUUCAUGGUAACGUGUGCGGCCGGAAUAUCCUGCUGGCGCGGCUGGGGCAGGCUGAGGGCACAAGCCCCUUCAUCAAGCUGAGUGACCCAGGCGUGGGCCUGGGUGCCCUCUCCAGGGAGGAGCGGGUGGAGCGGAUCCCCUGGAUAGCCCCCGAGUGCCUGCCCAGCGGGGCCAACAGCCUGAGCACGGCCGCUGACAAGUGGGGCUUUGGUGCCACCCUCCUGGAGAUCUGCUUUAAUGGGGAGGUCCCCCUGCAGGGCCAUGGCCUCUCCCAGAAAGAGCGUUUCUACCAGAAGCAGCACCAGCUGCCCGAGCCCUCGUGUCCAGAGCUGGCCAUGCUCACCAGCCAGUGCUUGACCUAUGACCCCACCCAGCGGCCAUCAUUCCGCACUAUUCUUCGCGACCUCACUCAGCUGCAGCCCCACAAACUCGUUGAUGUCUUGGCCGUGAACCCGAACUUGCUGGUGUCAGACUCCAAGGUUUUCCACAAGCGCUAUUUGAAAAAGAUCCGGGAUCUGGGCGAGGGUCACUUCGGCAAAGUCAGUUUGUACUGCUACGACCCGACCAAUGACGGCACUGGCGAGAUGGUGGCCGUGAAAGCCCUCAAGGCGGGCAGCAGCCCCCAGCUCUGCUACGGUUGGAGGCGGGAGAUCGACAUCCUGCGCACGCUCGACCACGAGCACAUCGUCAAGUACAAGGGCUGCUGCGAGGACCAAGGUGAGAAAUCGGUGCAGCUGGUCAUGGAGUACGUGCCCCUGGGCAGCCUCCGAGACUACCUGCCCCGGCACAACGUCGGGCUGGCCCAGCUGCUACUUUUCGCCCAGCAGAUCUGCGAGGGCAUGGCCUAUCUACACGCUCAGCACUACAUCCACCGAGACCUAGCUGCGCGCAACGUGCUGCUGGACAACGACAGGCUGGUCAAGAUCGGGGACUUUGGCCUAGCCAAGGCUGUGCCCGAAGGCCACGAGUACUACUGCGUGCGCGAGGAUGGGGACAGCCCUGUAUUCUGGUAUGCCCCAGAAUGCCUGAAGGAAUGUAAGUUCUACUAUGCAUCUGACGUCUGGUCCUUCGGGGUCACCCUGUAUGAAUUGCUGACGCACUGCGACUCCAGCCAGAGCCCCCCAUCGAAAUUCAUCGAGCUCAUAGGCCCCACCCAGGGGCAGAUGACCAUACCGAGACUCAUUGAGCUGCUGGAUCGAGGGGAGAGGCUGCCACAGCCUGACAAAUGUCCCUAUGAGGUCUAUCUUCUCAUGAAGAACUGCUGGGAAACAGAGGCCUCGUUCCGCCCGACCUUCCAGAACCUCAUACCCAUCUUCAAGACAGUCCACGAGAAAUACCAAGGCCAGCCUCCUUCGGUGUUUAGUGUGUGCUGAAGCACAAUAGCAGUUCUGCUUAGGGGGAUUGGAUCAGGCAGCACCUACAGAGAGAGCCUCCUCUUCCCCUCCCCCCUGUGCCUUACUCCUGUGUGGAGACCCCACCUCUGUGAACUGACUUUCCUUCCAUGGCCAUGAGCCUGACCAUGACCCUGAAGGAGUCAAUAUGGGCACGGGGCUAAUCAGACCCUUGAAUCCCAUCCUUUUGUCUUCCCCCAGCUCCCAAACUUGAAACCCACCAUUCCCACUAGCUGGUAAUAAAUUCAUCUUUCUUCUCCUGGAGGCUGUGGUCCUUGGAACCCAUCUUCAGCAAGGUGGGUCAGCUGGGGUCUGCUCUCCUGGGGACUGCAGCUAGAGCGAGACACUGCAGAAGUAGCUGGAUUCACCUACUAAACUGUCCUCACCUCUAAACCACCAUCUAGACCACUGCCUGGCACACAGAACUGGCUCUUAAUGGCUACUUAUUAAAUGUACAGAGUAUCUAGGGCUGGGGGGCAUGCAACACAUAGAUAAAACUUAGCCAGUUUCACCCUUUCCUUCCUUUUUUAAAAAAAAUUUUUGGUAGCUGGUUUGUACAGGGAUCCAAACCCUGGACCUUGGUGUUAUAACACCACAUUCUAACCAACUGAGCUAACCAGCCAGCCCUUACCCUUUCCUUCCUGUGUGACCUCAGGCAAAUAGCUUCACCUCUCUGGGCUUUAGUUCUCAACCAUGGAGAGGGUCUUGCUUGCUACCUCAUAGGACAAAUGUAAAGAGCUAACGAGGUGGUGUAUGUAACAUUCUUAGCAGCGAGACAUGCAAGCAAGUGCUUAAUAAACCUGCAAUCUUUUUGUUUUCCUGAUGUUUGCCAAAGUGUUUCUACUUCACAGAUGUGACUUGAGGUAGAUUAUCGAGUCAGACACAUUUGUGGAAGUCAGUUAAAUAAUUUCCUUCCCCAUAAAAGGCUUCUAAAGACUACAUGUUGCAGCUCUCCUGAUCAAUUCCACACUAUACUAAUGACAAUUGCUUUUAAUAUUUUUCAAAAUUAAAUGUUCCUUAUAAUUUAAAAAUCUUUUGGGGGGGAUAGUUAAUAGUGACAUGGUUCAAAAUUCAAAAACAUGUAAGAGUAGGCAAUGACAUGUCUCUUUUUUCUGUUCCUUUUCUGCCACCGAUUUCUCCUCCCUGGAGGCAACCAGUGUCAUCAUGCUUCCUGUAUUUGCCUUCAGAGGUAUUUUACCCAAUGUGUGAGUCUG
This is a messenger RNA of Cynocephalus volans (Philippine flying lemur), 5163 nucleotides long. It is a transcript of the gene TYK2, whose product is annotated as tyrosine kinase 2. The transcript is spliced from 25 exons. Gene Ontology annotation, molecular function: non-membrane spanning protein tyrosine kinase activity; growth hormone receptor binding; ATP binding. Gene Ontology annotation, biological process: growth hormone receptor signaling pathway via JAK-STAT; cytokine-mediated signaling pathway; cell differentiation. The record is from RefSeq and is a predicted model, not a curated record. The coding region runs from base 398 to 3931 and encodes 1177 amino acids. Gene Ontology annotation, cellular component: cytoskeleton; membrane; cytosol. NCBI's taxonomy places the organism in Eukaryota, Metazoa, Chordata, Mammalia, Dermoptera, Cynocephalidae.